Loxodonta africana (African savanna elephant) is the source of this 13988-nucleotide messenger RNA. RefSeq names its product histone H3. Lineage: Eukaryota; Metazoa; Chordata; Mammalia; Proboscidea; Elephantidae. Gene Ontology annotation, molecular function: DNA binding; protein heterodimerization activity; structural constituent of chromatin. The coding region runs from base 563 to 973 and encodes 136 amino acids. Gene Ontology annotation, cellular component: nucleosome. The record is from RefSeq and is a predicted model, not a curated record. The transcript has a single exon.
AUCCACACUAGGCUUUCGCAGGCCAACUCUUAACCCUUGGGAGCGGACAGCUUUCCAAGCGGAAAAGCACCGACCAGGAGGAAACGAUUAACCAGAGCGAACGGGGCGGCCGGGGGAGGGUGGGUUGCUCUGUGAAAAGGUUACAAGAUUUGGGGCGGAAGGGAUAAAUGUUUCAUUCCGGAGCUACAAACACAGCGCAGAAAGGCGGGGCACGGGUAGCGUGUCCUAAAGGAAUGAUAGGCUGAGGAGAAACGGUCUCACUAGGUUGCAAUCAAAAACGCCUCUCCGAGGAAAGAAUCGGGAAAAACGGAGAAAAAACUGUUCGCAAACUGGAGAGUAGGAAAGGGGGCGGGCUGGCGGGGGAGGUCGGAGGAGGGUUCUGUCCAAGCCUAUCGGUGACGCCAGGGCGGAUGACGUCACAGCCAAUGGACAGUCAGCGCGGGACUUUCAAUUAUCCUCCCGCCCAAUCCGGGAGAGACUGCGCCGAUAAAGACUGCUGCUGCUGGAGGGCUCGCAUUCCUGUCCCUGUCGCUGCGCCGGUUAGCUCGUGUCUUGACCCGUUAUGGCCCGUACUAAGCAGACUGCCCGCAAGUCGACCGGGGGCAAGGCCCCGCGGAAGCAGCUGGCCACCAAGGCCGCCCGCAAGAGCGCGCCGGCCACGGGCGGCGUGAAGAAGCCGCACCGCUACCGGCCGGGCACCGUGGCCCUGCGGGAGAUCCGGCGCUACCAGAAGUCCACCGAGCUGCUGAUCCGCAAGCUGCCGUUCCAGCGGCUGGUGCGCGAGAUCGCGCAGGACUUCAAGACGGACCUGCGCUUCCAGAGCUCGGCCGUGAUGGCGCUGCAGGAGGCGAGCGAGGCCUACCUGGUGGGGCUGUUUGAAGACACGAACCUGUGCGCCAUCCACGCCAAGCGCGUGACCAUCAUGCCCAAGGACAUCCAGCUGGCCCGCCGCAUCCGCGGGGAGCGGGCUUAAGUUACACUGCACUCGGCUCGGGGUUCCAUCUCAUCCAAAGGCUCUUUUCAGAGCCACCCACAACAGCAUUCGAAAACGGCUGUGUCACUUAGUCUGGGCCGUCACCGGGUGGACGCUCCCAAAGUCGGGGAGAGGUUUAGGGAGGUGAAGCCCUAGGUUCCCGGGGGUGGGUUGCGUAAAAGAUAGGACGGGUUGAUAGGUUUGCUUAACCUGCUUAUAGACCGCUUAACUGGUGGCUUGGAGCUUUACAGGCUUAACUGGGUUCGUAAGGUCACUGGCGCUUGCCUGUUUUGCGUCUCUGAGUUGGCCACCCACUGUCCCGCACUGAAGUUUUCCGCCAUUUGGGGGCCUAAGCUCUUGUGCUUUUUUUGUACACGGCGACCCAGCAUGCGAAUUCGAGUAGGUAGGGAGUGGAGAACGAACUGACAGCGGAAGGAGUUCCUGCGGACGGGAGCGCGCCUGGGUCGCCUUGUGCGGGAACGAAGAGCUGCCCGCUGCCAGGUAUGCGCUCAUCCUUUCCCCCUCGCCCCGCCCCUGCCGGAAACGGCCUCACCCGGCGCGGCCUAGUACUGGGGAGGGAAACCGCCGCCUCUGUCUAGCUCAGAUCCUUCGGUUCCUGUGCUUUGGCUGCUCUUUAGGUAUUGGUGAGGCCCGUGCUCCCCUCCGCAGCAGGACGUUAUCGGUUUGUGCCACUGCCCUCACCUCCACUCUACCGCCUAUUUGUCAAAGCUCCCAAGGCUCCCUCAGUAAUUGUUUCUGUUAGGUGCCAUAGAGGUGGUUCUGACUUAAGGCGACCGUAUAAACAGAAGAGCGAAACUGCCCGGUCCUGCGCUGUCCUCACAAUCUUUGCUAUGUUUGAGCCCGUUGUUGCAGGCACUGUGUCCACCUCGUUGAGGGUCAUCCUCUUUUUCACUCAUCUACCAAGCAUGAUGCCCUCCAGGAACUGGUCCCUCCUGAUAACAUGUCCAAAGUAUGUGAGACAUUUCGCCGUCUUCGCUUCUAAGGGAGCUUUCUGGCUGGACCCACAAGACAUUUGUUUGUUCUUGCAGUCCAUGGUUAUAUUCAAUGUUCUUCGCCAAUACCAUGAUUCAGAGGCAUCAAUUCUCCUUGGUCUUUCUCAUUUCCAGCUUUUGCAUGCAUAUGAGGCCACUGAAAAUACCAUGGCUUGAAUCAGGCACACCUUAGUCCUCAAAGUGAAAUCUUUGCUUUUUAAUACUUAAAAGAAGUCUUUUGCAGCGGAUUUGCCAAAUGCAAUAUGCCAUUUGAUUUCUUCACCUCUGUUUCCAUGAGUGUUGAUUGUGGAUCCAAGUAAAAUGAAAUCCUUGACAACUUCAAUCUUUUCUCCCUUUUGAUGUUGCUUAUUGGCCCAGUCGUGAGGAUUUCUGUUUUCUUUAUAUCGAAGUGUAAUCUAUACUGAAGGUUGUGGUCUUUGUCAUCAGUGUUUCAAGUCCUCUUCAUUUCCCGCAAGCAAGUUUCUGUCGUCUGCAUAUUGCAGGUUGUUAAUGAGUCUUCCUCCAUUCCUGAGGCCACAUUCUUCUUCAUACAGUCUGCCUUCUCCAAUUAUUUGCUCAGCAUACAGAUUGAAUAAGUAUGGUGAAAGGACACAACCCUGAUGCACACUUUCCCUGAUUUUAAACCACACAGUAACCUCUUGCUCUGUUAGAGUGACUGCCUCUUGGUCUAUGAACAGAUCCCUCAUGAGCACAAUUAAGUAUUCCAGAAUUCCCAGUCUUUGCAAUGUUCUCAAUAAUUUUUUAUGAUCCAGUCGAAUACCUUUGCAUAGUCAAUAAAACACAGGUAAACAUCUUUCUGGUAUUCUCUGCUUGUAGCCAAGAUCCAUCUGAUACCAGCAAUGAUAUCCCCCGUUCCAGGUUCUCUUCUAAAUCCAGCUUAAUUUUCAGCAGCUCCCUGUCAAUCAGUGCUGCAACUGUUUUUUAAUUAUUUUCACAAAAUUUUACUUUCAUGUGAUAUUAAUGAUAUUGUUCAAUAAUUUUCAAAUUCUGUUGGAUCACCUUCUUUGGGAUGGGCACUAACAUGAAUCUCUUCCAGUCAGUUGGCCAGAUAGCUGUCUUCCACAUUUCUUGGCAUAGAUUCAUGAGAACCAUGGUUGCAUCCAUUUGUUGAAACAUCUCAAUUGGAGUUCCAUCAAUUCCUGGAGGCUUGUUUUUCAACAAUGUCUUCAGUGCAGCUUGGACUUCUUCCUUCAAUAUCGUUGGUUCUUGAUCAUACGCUACGUCCUGAAAUGGUUGAACCGAUUGACCUCAACAUUCUCAGCCACUAUUUCCAGGACCUCUUCUUCCCAUUUUGUGUCCUCACCGCCAUUGGAAUCCAUAUCUGUUCCCUCCUCCCCUUUAUUUUCUUUAAAAUGCCAACAAAAUUUGGGCAUAUAGCAUAGGCAGCUCUGAGCAGGACUGGACCACAGGACAGGUGGGAUCUGGUGUGUCUGACCCAGCAUUCCACGAGUUGGUAGAGUCCUCUGGCUUUUGCUGGCCUGAGCCCAAUGGAGCAAUCUUGGGGAGGAAGGUUCAAUGGCCACCAUGCCCAGUCCACUCCCUGGAAGCUCAGUCAUGGCUGUAUAUCAUUCUUUGCUGAAUUCUACAGCACAAGACUCAUGAUUCUCCCUGGAAGAAGCAGAGACCGUAAGCUCUGUCUAGAGAUACUGGUUAUUAUCCAGCACAAGGAGCUUGGAGUUCAAGUUUCUGAUAGGCUUUGAACCAACAGAAGGCAGAGCUUACCUUGCUCCCCUCCUCCUGCCCACAUCCGUUUGCCCCAGCAGUUGUGAGAACAGAGAGGUUGUCUCAGAGGGGUGAUUCCUGCAUCAACCAGGUGAGAGUGGAAGUCUAAGGCCUUCCAGUCUCUUUCAGGAAUGAAUGAUCCUAUUCAACUAGGAGAGUGGAACAGAGUCUUAUAGAGCCCACACUGCACAAGGCUCAAAUACAAGCAAUGGUGUUAAUCUUGGAUGACGCCUCUUCUUAACCUACUCGUUCGUAGUGUAUUGGCACCUGGAAGAGACUACGGUUUGUGUUUUUCUGUUUUGUCUCGGCACAGUUGAUAGGUAAAAGCAUUACAGAGUUCAUGGGAAUUUACAGAGAGGAGAAGAAACUGAAACAGGUCUACUUUUGAAGAGUUUUUUGCCCUUUGCUAAGAGUGUGAAAAAGAGGAAGAGAGCAGUGCUGGACUAUGACCUCUCCUGACAAGUGCUCUUCCAGUUCUCAGCCCCAGGCUUACGGCCUCCCCCAGGGCCUCGUUCCCUGCUCACACCCACAAUGUAUGAUGAAAUCCUUGGGAUCUGCAGUCCGAGUUCUUAGUAGAAGCAGCUGUGUGACUUAGAGCUGUGUGGGGACAGCACCUUUGCGCCCAGCAUCUUACCCACUGAAGUCUGUUUUCAAAGGUACAGCUUCGAGUUCUCAGAAAGUGGGUGAUUUUCCAGCAUGUUAAAGUCAUUAGUGACUGAGCAGACCUCUAAGCACGUAGAUUUCCAUGACAGGGCCCUUUCCCCCAAGGAUCAUACUCCUUGAACUGAUACUAAAUUAGAUUUAAAGGCAAAACAUUAGCCGGCUUGAAAUAACAAAGACUUUCAAGACCUCCCCAUAGCCCUAGGAUCUGAGGGACAGGCUGCAGAUGUAUCAUGGCUUGGGCAGUUCAAGGGUCCCUAACUUUGUGGGAAUGGCCAUGUCCUCUCUUCACUCCUCACCUUACUUUACACCCACCUCUGCCCCUCUUGCCACCACAGCGCUCACCCACUAUAAUGAUGAGUCUUAUGUGUUAACUUGAUUAGACUAUAAUACGCAGAUAUUUAAACACUAACCUAGGUGUUUCUGUAAGGGUAUUUUAUGGAUGAGGUUAAUAUCUAUAAUCAGUUGACUUUUCAGUAUCCUCAAUAAUGUGGGUGGACUUCUCCCAAUCAGUUGAAGGCCUUAAAGAACAAAAACUGAGGUUUCCCCCAAGAAGAAAUUCUGCAUCAAAAUGCAGCAUAAAAUCUAACCUGAGUUUCCAGUCUGGUAGCCUGCCCUACAGAUUUCAAAUUUAUCAGUGUCCCUCCCCACCCCCACACAAUCGCAUUAGCCAAUUCCUUCCAAUAAAUCUCUUUAUAUAAAUAUGUGUGUGUAUACAUAGAAGAAUUCUGACUGAUACACCCACCAACCUCAAAGAUCAAAGACUGUUGGGUGUGGAAGGAGCUUUGAGGACGGUAGGAAGGAGCACUGUGAAGGAAGGCAGAGAAGGAGGAGUACUAAGUAGUCCAGGGCCUCGUCUCUCUUGCCUAGUGUGGGGCAGUGGAGACCCUUCCUCGCUGGCCUUUCCUGUUUUGCUGUCAAAGGGGAAUGCCUUGAGGAUGAGGCCUUGUCUCCUUCAUUGAUCUCUUUUCCAGAGUUGCUACAAAAUACAGGCUCUGGGCCAUGACCGUGGAUAUGGUCCACUCCAGUUGGGCUGAGCCUUCUGCCCUCUCAUAGAGCCAGGAAACAUCAGGCAGUGAAGUGGGUACAUGCACACUCACAAUCUGAGGAAGUAGGACCCAUUUGUCCCAAUCCCUCUUACUCAGGGAGGAUCAAGCCUUGGCAGGACACUGCUGCUUCACCUCUCAGCAGGCACCUUAGGGAUGCCUAAGGCAGGGCCAGAGCAACAGAAUCUGGCCCUCAAUGUGAGCAAGGCCUGGAGAGGACUAUGGGGAAUUCUCCAGUGCCUCAGGGCUCCUCAGACUGCCACAGGGAGUUUAGUAACAGCUUUGACUCCUUUUUGGUACUAGGACAAAGUUGAACAUUCUUGCCACUGUCCUGUGAAGACCAAACUUUCUAGGCCUAACAGGAAACUUUUGGAACAUCUUUGUUUCAGAAAGUAUACCUAAUUUUUAUUACGUCAAUCUGAAAAUCUAAUCAUUUCAGAUGUAUAAGUAAUUCCCCACUCUCAAACUAGGUUUAAAGCAAAGAAAAUCAAACAAAAAGCAAUUUGCAUUCUCCUCAUGUGCAGCUUGGUUCCAGGAAAAGUCUGCCCUGGAACUGGGAUUGCCCAGUGGACUUUGGGUCCUUUGGUCACAGCUGACAGUACUCAGCUAAGGUGGUGGCUAGGAGUGGACAGCGAGGAAGUCAUGGACUCGAGAGAAUUGUAGAAGGCAGAUGUGAUAAGAUUUUGUGGUUUAUACCUUCAGAGAAUGCAGGAGAUGAAAGAGCUUCUGGCCCAAGGAGCUGGGAAGAUGAUGGUAUAUUUUACUAAGGUGGGGAAUAUAGGAAGAAGAAAUUGCUUUUGAAAUUAAGAAGAUGCUUACAGGCCCUCCCUACACUGAAGUCGAGAUUCCUGUUACCCAUCUAGGUGGACGCAUCCACCAGGAGUUAGGAAUAUUGAUCUUUUCAGCAGAGGAGUUCAGUUGAGGAAACCCUCAGCAGACAGACAGGGAAAACAGAAGGCUGGGAAUUAGAUGAGACCUACCCAGAAAUGAGGAAGAAGGGAAGAGGACUGAGGCAGGCAUCCUAGGCAAGCAGGAAUAUUUGUGGGGGCUGGUAGAUGAAGAGAACUCCAAAAGAAUGAGGAGGAUAACUGGAAAGGAAUGAGGGCUACUAGAGGAGGGUAUGUCCCAAAGGCCCAUCCUCUUCCAAGAAGUCAAAGGUGCUAUCAACAGGGCCACGUUCUACAUUGAAUUUCAAAAAUAACAACUUACGUUCAUUAACUUCACUUCAGUGACCGGUAAUAUGCAACAGACUUUGUGCUUUAUAUUUUAUAUCCUUUUUAAUCACCACAACAACACUGCAAGGCCUGUCAAUGUUUAAUGAUCCUCAUCUUACAGACAAGGCAGCUUUGAGUAUUUUGCCCAAGCUCCCACAACUAGUGAGUGCCAGAGAUUCUGACCGAAGUCCUCUUGUUGUUGUUGCUGUGUGCCAUCAAGUCCCUUCCAACUCAUACCAACCCUGUAGAACAGAGUAGAACUGCCCCAUAGGGUUUCCUAGGCUAUAAUCUCUACAGGAGCGGAUCCCCAGGUAUUUUCUCCCAUGGAGCUGCUGGUGGGUUCAAACCACCUAGGUUUUGGUUAGCAGCCAAGUACUUAAUCAUUGUGUUACAGGGCUCCUUGACCCAAGUCCUAAGACUCUAAAAUUCAUAUUCGCAAUCAGAAAACACACAGUAAAGAAUAUGUAAUAACAGUUUGGAGACAAGUGACAGGAAGUAUGUUGAGGACUCCACUGCUUCCAUAGACUCUUCUCUGCCUGCUAACCCACUCCCCGCUUGUCUCCACUUCCAUCAAAUAGAGAAAAACUUCCCGCUUGUACCAGAGUUGAGCCUGUCAUCCCUGCUUAAAAUCUUUCUGUGCCCUCCACCCCAUUAACUUCUACCUGUGGGGUAGUCAGGACAGAGAAGCAGAGGUGAAGUGUGGUGCCAGAGACUUGAGUUAGGGAUCCAGCUCUGCCUACCACCACCUAUGUCGUUUUGGCAAGAUACUUAAUCACCCCAGGCCUCAGUUCCUCAUCUGUAAAAUGGAGAUAACAUACUUGCCUGGUGGUGUUGUUUGGAAACCUUUAAAGAAAUCAUUUACAUAAAGUGUUGAGCACAGUGUUUGACCCCAAAAUAAGCAAUAGAAAAAUGGUAUUGUUAUUAGCUAUUCAGGAAAAUUCAAGUGAAAUUGUAAAGGGCACCUCCCCUGGCUGUUAACGAAGUAUUCACUAGCUACUAUUCCCCUAGCUGCACGUUUGUUCUGGCUCUGAUCAAUGUCUGCAGUCCCCACCUGCACCCAUGCCUUGGCAAAAACCUGUCUUCUGUCCAGAUACCUUCCCCUUUUUUAUAAAUGGACUGUUUAAUCUUUAGGAUUCAGCCCGUGAAGGUCUCCUCCUGUGCCCCACCACCACUAUCUACCCUACCCAUCAUCAGGCCAACAGACAGCACUCUUCCUCAGAUCCUAAAAGCCUACACUCUCCUCUGUUUUAGCAGUCCCUGCAAGAUUAAUUCAUCCUUCCAGUUCCACACUGGACUGAGUUCCUUCAGGGUGAGCCUUUUGCCUUGUUUAUCUCUGUAGGUCAGCAUCCUGACAGUGCCUGAAGCAUAGUAGACAGCCAGGAAAUGCCUGAUGACUGAGCUCAUUCUCCUGGCAUCUGGAUCCUCAGUCAGCAGGGCAGAGUUGACCAUACAGUACUCAGGCUCCUCCCAGCUCUAAGAUGCUCUCAGGAAUUUGCAGACCAGGGGCUGGUCUACCCUGAUCCAUGGGAGAAGCUUCCUCUAGGUUGGUCCCAGAAGAGAGGAGCAGGUAGCUACCUGUCAUGAAUGGCUAAAGCCCAACAUUAGCCUGCUUCUGGUGACCUUAGCUGAGGGCAGACUUCACCUGUUGUGGUAGGUUAAAUAAUGUUCCCCUCACCCCAAAGAUGUUCGCUCCCUAAUCCUUGAAGCCUGUGAAUAUGCUACUUUAUGUGGCAAAGGAACUUUGCAAGUGUGAUUAAAUUAAGGACCUUGAGAUGGGGGUCUUAUUCUGGAUUAUCUGAGUGGCCCCUAAAUGUAAUCACAGAACUGGUUGCCAUCGAUUUGAUUCUGACUCAUAGUGACCUCAUGUGUGUCAGAGUAGGACUGUCUCCAUAUGGUUUACAAUGACCGAUUUUUCAGAGGUAGAUUAUCAGGCGUUUCUUCCAUGAUGCCUUUGGGUGGACUAGAACCUCCAACCCUUUGGUUAGCAGCCAAGUGCACUAACCAUUUGCAUCACCCAAGGACUCCAGAUGUAAUCACAGGUGUCCUUAUAAGAGGAAGGCAAGGGAGUCAAUGAGGGAGAAGAUGAUGUGAUGACAGAAGCCAGGAGACAAGGAAUGCUGGGGACCUCUAGAAGCUGAAAGAAGCAAGGAACAAAUUCUCCCAUGGAGCCUCCAGAAGGAACCAGCCCUGCUGAUACCUUGAUUUUAAAAACUCCUUGUCUUAGUUAUCUAGUACUGCUAUAACUAAAAUAUCACAAGUGGAUGGCUUUAACAAACUUAUUCUCUCACGGCCUAGGAGGCUAGAUGUCUGAAUUCAGGGUGCCACCUCCAGGGGAAGGCUUUCUCUCUCUCUUGGCUCUGGAGGAAGGUCCUUGUCAUCAAUCUUCCCCUGGUUGAGGGGCUUCUCAUCAUAGGGACCCUGGGCCCAAAGGGCAUACGAUGCUCCCAGUGCUUCUUUCUUGGUGGUAUGAGGUCCCCAUAUCUCUCUCAUUGAGUCUGUCUUUUAUAUCUCAAAAGAGAUUGGCUUAAGACACAACCUAAUCUUGUAUAUUGAGUCCUGCCUCAUUAACAUAACUACUGCUAAUCCCACCUCAUCAGCAUCAUAGAGGUAGGAUUUACAACACAAAGGAAAAUCACAUCAAAUGACAAAAUGGCUGACAAUCACACAGUACUGGGAAUCAUGGCCUAGCCAAGUUGACAGAUAUUUUGAGGGGACAUAAUCUAAUCCAUGACACUCCUUAAGACUCAUUUUGGACUUCUGACCUGCAGAACUAUAGGAGAAUAAAUGUGUGUUGUUUUAAGCCACUAAGUUUGUAGUAACUUGUUACAGCAGCAAUGGGAAACUAAUGUACCAUUCUUAAACUCAUGAAAGACAGACUCUCAAACUCAUUGCCAUUGAGUCGAUUCCGACUCAUAGUGACCCUAUAGGACAGAGUAGAACUGCCCCAUAUGGUUUCCAGGGAGUGCCUGAGGGAUUUGAACUGCCAACCUUUUGGUUAGCAGCCAUAGCUCUUAACCACUAAGCCACCAGGAUUUCCUCAGAAGACACUAGAUUCUCUUUAUUUGUGGGAAAGGAGAUGUGAGUGUCAUCGGGGCAAAAUGUGAAGUGUACUUGGAAGGAAGGAGGAAGGGAGAGAAGGAAGGUGGCAGAGGAGAAAAGGGGGAUCAGAAUUGGGAGACUCGGCCUCAUAGUGAACCUUUUCUUUUGGCAGACCGGCUUCUUCCUGGGCCUGACCUGCCUGCCUGACCUGCCUCCCUGACCUCCUCAGCCCAGAGCUGCUCAGAAUACCUCCAUCUUUGCAAGUGGCACUGAGCUCCUCUAGACAAUGGUUGGCCUCCCCCAGCUGUGGACCUUCCUAGUGCUCCCUGAGCCCAUGCCAGGCAGGAAGGCCACAGACUGGCUUCACUGUGGGCUUGUAGCAACUGUGAGUGGGAAGUACCUCUCAUUCUUAGGAAAGCUCAUCCCCAGAUUGCUGCUAAGAGGCAGCACUAGUCUUCUGUGGCUGCCAUGACAAAACACCAUACACUUGGUAUGUUAAAACAACAAAAAUUUAUUCUCUCACAGUUCAAGAGGUUAGAAGACUAAAAUCAAGGCGUCGGUAGGGCUGUGCUCCCUGCGAAGGCUCUAGGGGAAAAUCCUUGUCUCUUGUAGCUUCUGGUGGCUUCUGGUGUUCCUCAGCCUGUGGCAGUGUGACUCUAAUCUCUGCCUCCGUCUUCACAUGGUCUUCUUCUCUGUGCCUCUGUAUGUCCAAGUCUCUCUCUCCUUUCAGUUAUAGAGAUAUCAGUCAUUGGAUUUAGGGCCCACACCGAGUGCAGGAUAAGCUCAUCGCAAGAUCUUUAAUUACAGUUGUAAAGACCCUAUUUCCAAAUAAGGUCACAGUCUGGAGUUCCAGGUAGACAUGAAUUUGGGGGUGGGGAGGUCACUAUUAAACCCAUUACGGAUGCUGGACUCUGAGCCUCCUGGUAGGGCCUUCUGGAAGCAGAACCAGCCUUGACCCAGACUUCUCCUUUUCUUCCCUCUCUAGGCACACGGAAUUCUACCUCCAAAAGGCUCUUGUACCCGUUUAUUUAGGAGCCUUAAUGGCACAGUGGUUCAGUGCUAGGCUGUUGACUGAAAGGUCCGCGGUUUGAACCCACCAGCCUCUCAGCUGGAGAUACAUGUGGCAGUCUGCUUCUGUAAAAGAUUUACAGCCUUGGAAACCCUAUGGGGCAGUUCUACUCUGUCCUACAGGGUGGCUAUGAGUCAGAACUGACUCGAUGGCAAUGGGUUAGCUGGUAACUUACAGCUGAAUAUAAAACUAAGUGAGAGAGAUUUGUAUUUUUUUUACUAGCCCUUCCUUUGUCCAUGGGUGUGAGGAGUUGAGGAGAGGCUGUCUCUACUCGGGGAACUCCAGGCUUCCAGGGCAGGAUAGGAAGACCUUGUGGCCCUUUCACCAGAUGACUCCUAUAACCAUGAGAAGGCCUGAACUGUCUGAGAAACAGAUCAGACUGUUCUCUGGAUUCACUUGUCUGGAAAAAAAGCCUGAAGAGAAAAGACAUGAGGCUAGAAGAGGGGCUCAGUGCUUCAGUUUUGGUACCUGCAAAAUAGUGACAAUAAAUAUACACACAUACACCUCACAGGAUUACUGGGGAGAUAAAAUGAGAUAGAUAACAAUCCUUACAAAGCACUUAGAGCAGAGUCUUAACAUGGCAUAAAAAGAAAAAUUAUUAUUAUUAUUAGCUGUUUAAUUAAUAUUAUCAUUAGCAUUAAUUGAUACAGGUCCUUGAUCUUUCCCUUGGGAAUCUUACAGUCAAUCAUAUUGUGGGAAAUAAGACUAACACAUGAAAAGCAACUGGUAAAUUAUCUAAUCUCUAAAUGAUUAGCACUUAGAGAUUCAUCUAGACCACGUGGCCCAGGCAGAAAGAAUACCUGGACUCCUGGUGCCUUUUGACUCACAAAAGUCUUUCGUUUACAUCCUCUGUUUAGAUCCCACAACAACUCCGGAAGGGAGGAAGGUUCUUUUUGCUCCUCUUUUACAGGUAAGGAAAUCUCCGGUGAAGCUGAGACAUCAGGGAACAUGGGUGCGGGAGUUAGAAAGUGGCCAAGGUAGAAUUUGAGUCUAAGUUUUAUGUUUUGCUUUUCUUUUGUAUUAGAUUCAAUGUUUCAGAGGAAAGUGAUACAUGUAAUGGAUACAAAUUGUAUCAACAUACAAACAGUAGAGCAGACCUCUCCUGACCCCCACCCACAGUAAGAAAUACAUUUUACAUUGCCUCCCAGUCUAACUAACACAAAAAUAUAAAUUACGACAAGUUUCACAAAAUGAUAUUAAUUAUGAGAUACAAUUUCUCUUCUGCCCCUUAAAAAAAGGGGGGAAGGAAAGAAAAAUAUGAUCUCUACCCAAUAAACUUAUUUCAUAACCCACUAAUGUACUAUAGCAGUCCCAGGUGUAAAUGGUUAACAGUUAACACGUUCAACUGCUAACUGAAAGGUUGGAGGUUCAAGUUCACCCAAAGGCACCUUGGAAGAAAGGCCUGGAGAUCUACUUCCAAAAAACCAGCCAUUGAAAGCUCUAUUGAGCACAUUUCUACUCUGACACACAAUCAGAAUCAACUCAAUGACAACUAGGUUAAUGGACUACAACCUAUAGUUUGAAAAACACUGGCUAGAAAAAACUACAAAGAUGAAAGUAAAAACUAUCUUACUGACUUUAAAAGUCUUAAUAUUUCUCUGACACUUCUUUUGAGAUCUCUUUGUACAUGUGCACACACCCUGAUAUUUGUCUUUGUGGGGAGGUGUCACUCCCAUCAAUAGCUAGAGUGGAAGGCAUCCUGUGAUAGAUGGCAAAGAGAGAUGCAGGUUGAGUUCUGUGGCAGUUGAGCGGGAAGGUUAAUUCCAACUUAGGAAAUAACCCAACCUCUCCUGUAGGAGGUGGUAUUUGAGCUGGGUUUUGAAGAAUAUUUAGGGUUUAUGACCUGUUUAGACUGGGGGCUAGGGGAAAGUAGUAUAAUCCAGGCAGAGGGGACAGUGAAAACAAAGAUAGAAGAAUUGUUGCUGGGCCACAUAUAGCAUGGGCAGUAGUGGGGCCCAGUGGUACAGUGGUUAAAAGUUCAGCAGCUAAUCAAAAGGUCAGCAGUUUGAAUCCACCAGCCGCUCCUUGGAAACCCUAUGGGGCAGUUCUACUCUGUCCCACAGGGUGGCUACUAGCGGAGGAAAGUGGGAUAUCUAGGAAGGCGAUUUUAUCCUACUUUCUCAGUUUUCAGUUUCUUGAUUUGCCUGUGACUCUCUUCCUCCUCCUCUUCCUUCUUUACCAACAUAGAGUUUCCCAUGAGCCUUGAAUCCGGGGCACUUUUGCUAACUUCCCCUGCAGUGCCGACGCUGCCACUCCCAGUGCCACCACAGUGGAAGGGGCUCAUGCCACCUCCAUUGCUCUUGGCCCCAAAGCCAUAGAGGUGCCUCGACUCAACAGCAACAGGGUUUGGUGGUUGUUGUUGUUGUUUUUUAAGGGCAAUGGUGAGAAGUAACCUUUCAGUUCUGGGGACAUAGGGCCCAGCUUAGGGGGGCCUCUAAUGCCAAGCUGGGGAAGGAGUAGGUUUUACUUUAUAAACAAUGUUGGAGCAAAGGAUAUGAGCAGGCAAUAUACAGGAGAGGAAGCCCCAAAGCUAUCAAGCUCAUGUAGAGAUGUUUGGACUCACUCAUUAAUAAUCGGAGAAAUGCAAAUGAAAAGAACGAUGAGAUGUCACUUUACACCAGACAGUCUGGCAAAAGUUAGAAAGUUGGGUGACGCGAGUGUUGAGAAACUCUGCAGUAAAAACAACCCAGUUUCUUCAACCAAUGCAUCACCAGAAAAAAAGAGACGGACAGAGAAUAUAUAUUAGAGUUAAAAGACAUAUCAACCAAUCACAAUGUGUGGAACUUAGUUGGUUCCAAUUCAAACAAACAAUUUUAAAGAGGUAUGGCACGUAGACAAGGGGGGAUUGCCCAACGAGAAAGAUACACACUACAGAUUAUUAAGUAAACACAAGUAAGCCUGUGUGUACCUUGCUUGCUGUAAGCCUGUGCAUACCUUCCUUACUGGAUAAUGUGUCCCUGCAUGUCAAUUAAAAUUGAAAAGUUUAACUAGAUGCUUGAUAAAUUAAGGAAUCAUUGUUAAUUGUUUUUGUUUGGAUUUGGUAUUGUAGGUCUCUACCUUUUAGAGAUACAUAAGGAAAUAUUUACGAAUGAACUACUAUGGUUUUUGGGAUUUGCUUCAAAAUUAUAUGGGAUGGCCUUGAGUUGGGAAUUGUUGAAGCUGGUUAAUCAGUGCAUUGGCAUCUGUUUAUGUAUAUAUUUCAAUUUCUCAAUUAUCAAGAAUUAAAAAUGCAUCAAAAAAAAAAAAAAAAAA